This is a messenger RNA of Cornus florida, 1654 nucleotides long. RefSeq names its product purple acid phosphatase 18. Bases 78 to 1379 code for a protein of 433 amino acids. Gene Ontology annotation, molecular function: metal ion binding; acid phosphatase activity. The record is from RefSeq and is a predicted model, not a curated record. The transcript has 5 exons. Lineage: Eukaryota; Viridiplantae; Streptophyta; Magnoliopsida; Cornales; Cornaceae.
CGGAAACUGUUACCACCCCGACCAAUCAUAAUCUUGUGCAAGAAUUGCUGCGAUUCAGUCUGGAGGUAGUGAAAAUUAUGGAACCACUCUUUGCACUACUAACGAUCGCCUUGGCGAUUACUGCAACGGCCGCCACCGAUUACGUCCGACCACAGCCUCGAAAAACCCUACAUUUUCCAUGGAAUCCAAAGCCUUCUUCUCAUCCCCAACAGGUCCACAUAUCUUUGGCGGGAGAUAGGAACAUUCGAGUCACAUGGAUCACUGAUGAUCGAUCUUGUCCUCCAAUUGUUGAAUAUGGAACGUCACCAGGGAUAUACAACUCAAUAGCUCGAGGAGAGAGCACCUCUUACAGUUAUCUAUUAUAUAGCUCAGGAAAGAUACACCACACUGUCAUUGGGCCGCUGGAACAUGGCACUGUUUACUUCUACCGCUGCGGAGGACAAGGCCCUGAAUUCCAGCUAAGGACCCCACCAUCUCAAUUCCCGAUUACUUUUGCGGUGGCUGGUGAUCUGGGUCAGACUGGCUGGACUAAAUCAACAUUAGACCACAUAGACCAAUGCAAAUAUGAUUUGCAUCUGCUACCUGGAGACCUUUCAUAUGCUGAUUAUUUGCAGCACCGAUGGGACACGUUUGGUGAACUGGUGCAACCACUUGCAAGUGCUAGGCCAUGGAUGGUUACACAAGGGAACCAUGAACAAGAGCACAUACCAUUCCUUACGGAUGGUUUUGAAUCUUAUAAUGCUAGAUGGAAAAUGCCAUUUGAGGAAAGUGGAUCAAGUUCAAAUCUUUAUUAUUCUUUUGAAGUUGCAGGGAUUCAUGUUAUUAUGCUUGGUUCAUAUGCGGAUUUUGACACGGCUUCUGAUCAAUAUAGCUGGCUGAAGGCUGAUCUUUUAAAGGUGGACCGGAAAAGGACACCUUGGCUAGUUGUAUUAUUUCAUGUGCCAUGGUAUAACAGUAAUAAGGCUCAUCAAGGUGAAGGGGAUGGGAUGAUGGAAGCCAUGGAACCAUUGCUUUAUGCUGCUGGUGUGGACAUUGUGCUUGCUGGCCAUGUGCAUGCUUAUGAACGCUCGAAACGUGUCUAUAAUGGUAAAUUGGAUCCUUGUGGUGCUGUCCACAUAACAAUCGGUGAUGGAGGAAACAGGGAAGGUUUAGCACACAAGUAUAAGGACCCACAGCCAGAGUGGUCAGUCUUCCGUGAAGCAAGCUUUGGUCAUGGCGAGCUCAAGAUAGUUAAUGCAACUCAUGCGUUUUGGAGUUGGCACAGGAAUGAUGAUGAUGAACCAGUGAAGUCUGAUCAGAUCUGGAUACCCUCUAUAGUCAGUGCAGGAUGCCUCGCUGAGAAGAGCCACGAACUAAGGAAGAUACUUCUGGCACCUUAAAACUGGUAAUGCAGAUUAUGCCUGCUAUGAACAUUCUGAUGCAAUUUCUUCCUAAUUUCUAUGUAAAUAUAUAGGGGGACAAUCUAUCAUACUUGAUGCAUCAUAUAUAUGCUAUCUGAAUCAAUAUAAAUUUGCAUCUGUGUUCGAGAUACAAUGAUGAAGUGGAGCUGUCUCUAAACAUGUCUGCUUAAUGUGUUGUAAUUUUUCCGAGGGCCGGAAUAUGUAAAAUAUAUUAUGAAGGAAACAGCCACGAGCUUUGUUUGGUUUGCUUGCAA